Trichomonas vaginalis G3 is the source of this 954-nucleotide messenger RNA. RefSeq lists its product as uncharacterized. The transcript has a single exon. The annotation marks the transcript as partial. Lineage: Eukaryota; Parabasalia; Trichomonadida; Trichomonadidae. The record is from RefSeq and is a predicted model, not a curated record.
AUGGAUUUGGAAACAGCACGUGCCAAUUAUCCAAACAGACUAGAGAGGUUAGAAGAAGAACGUCUUAUGGACAUGCCUUUCGAUGUUAGUGAACCUCAAGUUGAAGGACACGACGGCUUUGCCAGAUUCUACUGGAAACAUGACGAACAAUUGCAUCCUUUGAGAAGGAAAAAAGGAAAAGGUGAAGACGCACAUGCUCCCAUGGAAAGAACAAGAUAUGCAUAUGAAAAGUAUCGUGAAGUUAGAAGUCAAAUUACAUCUGGUCGAACCUUUACAGUAAACUUUGACGAAGGAAAGAACAAAGAAGGCUUCAUGGGAGUACUUGCUGCAAUUCAAGACGGAAAUAAGAAAGGACACAAUCUCAGAUUGACCAUAACAGAUUUGGAUGGUCACAUUUACUAUGCACAUGGCAAUGAACAAACAGCCGCAAAACUUCUUGACGCUUUCAAGACUACAAAGAGAGAACAAAUGGUUGACUCCGACUCAGACAUUUUGAAUGCAAUUGAAGGAAUUGCAAGUGUCAAGUUCGAAUGGUACCAACCUAACCCUCAAGCAGUCAGACAACAUGCUGGAUACUUCCCGUUCAUAAAUAAGUCUGACAUUGACUUGACAAGGUAUGGAAUUUACAAUUCAAUUGAAACAAUUGUCAAUGAACCUUGCAUUCUUACAUGUCUCAGGAACUCUGGUCUUGUUACAGAUGAGAAGAUGAAGUAUCUUGAGUCAUGUGUGAAGACAAGGUACAUUCUCAGAGGUCAAUUGGCAAAAAUUGCACCGUUGGCAAAUGUCAAUAUCCGAGUCAACAUACCUACAGCUAAAGGUUCUUCACAUGACGACUAUGUUGUUGACAAAGACUUACCAUGGUUGAAGAUUGUAAUUGUCCACAACCACUUCAUGUUGAACGAAAGUCUUACAAACCCAUUCUUUGGUAAAAGUAAGUGCAACAUUGUCAGAGCU